Magallana angulata is the source of this 1403-nucleotide messenger RNA. RefSeq lists its product as uncharacterized. The transcript has 11 exons. Bases 212 to 1165 code for a protein of 317 amino acids. The record is from RefSeq and is a predicted model, not a curated record. NCBI's taxonomy places the organism in Eukaryota, Metazoa, Mollusca, Bivalvia, Ostreida, Ostreidae.
GAUAUUGACAAGCUGUAAAUGUAUUUUCUGCUCGAUAACAGGACCUGCUCUACUUCCAUUUUAGAUUCGUGGAAACUAAACGAAAUUUCUUAUAUUUCUUCAACGUGAAAGAUUAAUUACCGAUAUUUGUCCACACGAAGGAAGCAAAUUAAUACACUCUGAUAAGUUCUUUAGGCACAAUAGAGGAGAAAAACGUAAUCAAAUAAAAAAAAUGAAAAGGCUGUUAAUUGUUUGCGCUGUUCUUAUUGGAGGAUUCUUUCUUUUUAACAUGGAAUUGUUAUAUAUGAUUUUGAUGGCAGUGUUUAUCAAUAUCAUCGGAAAAGUCACUUGGGAAUAUCUAAAACCAAAGAUCACAGAAUUUGAACUUGUUCCCUGUUUAAUGAAGACAGAUAUUCUACUGUUUCUAGAUAUUGCAUUUGAAACCAAAUUUCCAUUAACAUCCCUUACAAUCGAAGAACUUGUAAAUCAAGAACGAUUGGAGUUCAGAAUAAAUAAUCCAACAUACGACAAAGAAAACAAAAGACUCAAAAUAUGUUACCCAAUGACAUGUUGUGUUGGCCCCUCGUCCUACAUGGUAACGGUAGAAAAUACCUUCAGAAAGGAUUCGAGUAAAAGAGUACAGAUUUAUUUAUUCUUCAAGUGUUUUGAGGAUAGGCGCAUCAUGAUUGACAGAAGCACUCAAACUAUGUUUACUUCAGUCAUGAAAGACGACCUGUACAAAAAGUCAAGUCAAUCCAUACGUGAAAUUUCAGAAUCAGUGGAUGAGUUUACCUUUUUGAAUCUUGAUCCAGAGCCAUGUUCUCGUUUAGGAUGCUCGGGUUCUGGAUUUAACAAUUGCAACCGUUGUUCUGCUCCAUACUGCUCUUCAAGAUGUAAAAGUAAAGAUUACAGAAGAAACCACAAGAAACAAUGUCCUAACAUAAAAUUGGAGGAGCGGCAACGACUAGAACAAGAGCAACAAUACGAGUUCUGUAUAAAAAGCCAGCGUGAGGAAAUUGAGCGGCUCAAGGACCAUGUCCUGUGUAAAAUCUGUCUGGAGGAAGAGGCACGUGUUGUAUUUGACCCGUGCGGUCAUCUCUGUGGUUGUGUCGACUGCUCUGUGCAGCUAAGGGCGUGUCCUAUGUGUAGAAAAGAUGUGCAAAAAAUCAUCAAAGUAUUUACUUAAAAAGUUACAUUAUUAUGAAUUGAUUUGCUGUUUAAAAUAUGAUAAUAUAAUAGCCAGAAAGAUUACUAAACGUUCUCCAUGAAGAAUAGAAAUGUAUAUACUACAUGUAAAUAAACGUCCUGUAAUUAAAAAUAUUGUAUUAUCUGGGUUAACAAACUAAAUAAUACAGUUUCCCAAUGAUAACAGAUUCAGGUCUAAGGUUUAAUAUAGGUUCACCCCCAAUUCACCCCCCCCCCUU